CUUCUCCUGCAAGUCCCUUCUUCCCUUCUUUUUCUCAAAACGCCAACAUGGUAUUAGAGCUUAAAUGAUCCUGAGGACCUCUAAAAGUGAGUUUGAGUGAACACUAGAAAAAAGAAAAAAAAGAAAAAAAAGAAAAACACCCCACCUUUCUUUGUUUUUUAGAUGGUUUUUCAUGUGAAACCACUCUUGCUUGGCCAAAAUCUUGUAGCAAAAAAGGCUGUGAAGAUGGAGGCAUAUGUUAGUCCCACCAUGAGAGAUGUCAAGGAGAGGAAUGCUGGAUUCAAAGAAAAGGUGUUCAUGGUUGUUCCAAAAUCAAUCCAAAAGGACGAACAUGCUAGAUGGAAUGGGAAAUUGAGCACGAAAAACUCAGUUUCAUGGUAUGUUCUUCACCAAUCUUUUAUGUUGGCUAUGGUUAUGUUUUGAGUUUUCCCAAGAAAACUCUUCAUGGAUGUGGCUGUGAUGCUCGAAACUCCCACGGCUUCAUGGCAAAGAAAAACUGAGCAACUUACGGGAAGGCUUAGCAAAGCUCCAAAAAAUGUGUUAAAGCAGCAAAUCCAAGCAAGAUGAAGCUGCAACAUUGAAGGAGGAGCUGAUCUACUAAAGGAGAUGCUUUAGCAGCGACAACAAAGCAAAAUCGAAGCAUAAAGAACUGCAAAUGGCAGAUUCAAAAUGCUUUGAUAAAUUUCUUCUUUCCCGCAACUUUAACACCAAGAAGGAGUGUUGGAGCUGUGGUGUUAAAGCUGCACAAGAGGCAGCUAAUGAAAAGAACGCUGCACAAGUGGCAGCAAAAUGCAAAGAAGGGAGAGCUGCACCAAAGCACAGUAGCAGCAAAGUGCAGCAAACUAUGCUGCAAAUGUUGAUGAAAUGAGGCUGUAAUGAAAUGCAAAUGAGGCUGCAAAGUAGUAGCAAGUACAGCCACACGAAGCUGCACAAGUGGUAGCAAAUGAAAGGAAAUGAAGCUGCACAAGUGGCAGCAAGUCUUUUAAUGUAAUCUUGCAUUAAAUGUAUUAGAUAAGUAUGAAAAUUACUGUUGAUGUAUUGAGAUAUUUCUGCUAUUUAAUAGCAGAACAUGAAUGAGAAAAUGGAGUUUUCACCUCAAAAAAGAGGGACUCCUGUG
This is a messenger RNA of Rubroshorea leprosula, 1117 nucleotides long. The record is from the annotation of a GenBank genome assembly. NCBI's taxonomy places the organism in Eukaryota, Viridiplantae, Streptophyta, Magnoliopsida, Malvales, Dipterocarpaceae.